AUGGCACCUUUUUCUUUUAUAAAAACAUCCAUAUUAAUCUUUGCGUACUUAUUCUUAUGGUAUCAAACCAAUUAUCAACACCAGGUGAGUGCAUUAAGCACAUUAAAACAUGAUGUGUCCGAUUCAAACAGUUUAUACUCAUCAGAGGAAGAUAUAAAUAAUGGAAAUGGUCAUUUAAAGACAUUAGGAAGUGAUGGACCACAUGUUUCAGGUGUGAGGUAUGGGGAUAAUCAUCCUCCCCAAGGAAGAGGGGAACCCUCUAUUAGCAGGGGAGGAGUAGGUUCCUCCGCCUCCUCCCCCCUUAAAAAGGGAGGGGGGGGAUCUCUCCCCUUUGAGGAUCCUUUUGCCUCAUUACGGGAAUUGCAUGCCAAUUCGGCACAGUGGAACCAUCCAAGAGAUGCCAGAAAUGUAAAAGAUCAAUUUCAAAGAAUUUGUAAAAAAAUCUUUUAUCGUCGUGCCCCGAAACAUAGAUGUAUACUAUUAUUAAUAUUGGGCAUUUUGAUGUUCUGUGUUUUGUUUAUGUUGUUCGUAACUGUAGAUCCCACGGUAUUCCUGGGGAGCGGAGCUGAGGGUGGUGGUUCUUCACCAAAUGAAGUUAUAAAACUGGGUGCUGUUUGCCUCAUUGUACCCGUAUUACUGUGUGCACUUCUGGGAUACAAUUAUUAUAAAGCACGCAAAAAAUACAUCCAAAGAAAAAAAACAAAAUUUUAA
Plasmodium knowlesi strain H is the source of this 711-nucleotide messenger RNA. RefSeq lists its product as hypothetical. The record is from RefSeq and is a predicted model, not a curated record. The coding region runs from base 1 to 711 and encodes 236 amino acids. The transcript is spliced from 2 exons. Lineage: Eukaryota; Apicomplexa; Aconoidasida; Haemosporida; Plasmodiidae.